AUGCGAUUCAACCAGCUCGUGGAGCUGACCUCCGCCCUCUCCGAAGCCGAUAAGGACACCAAGGAAAAAGUAGAAACCGCGGAGAUUCUGUCGCUACUCGGGUUCGCGGGCGGAAGCCGCAAGAACGAGUCCACCGCCGCCACCCAGACCACACAGCAGCCGACUGGUCGGCCGGCGGCUGCCGCCAUCACGCGCUCGAUUCCGCAGCAGCAGCAGCUGCCCCUGCCCUCGAUCCAGCACAUCGCGGUUCAGCCGCAGGUCGUGGCUCAACAGCCGAGGCAGCAACAGCAGGCCAUCCGCCCGGCCGUGGCGAAGCUUCCGAUCAAGCCCGUCGCCGUGCCCGUGCUCCCCGCUGCGGCCACUGCCACCAAGAGCGCGGCGACCACCACCGCCACCAGAGCCGGCGCGAGGUCCGCCACGCAUGGCGUCGAAGGCGAGAGGAAGCGGAAGAGGUCGAAGACCACGCCCGAGCAGCUCCGCAUCCUAAUGGACGAGUUCCAGCGCGAGCCGAUGCCCAACGCCACCACACGCCAGACGCUGGCCGCGCGGCUCGACAUGACCCCGCGCAGCGUGCAGAUCUGGUUCCAGAACAUGCGGGCCAAGGUCAAGAAGGCCAACAGCGGCUCGGCGCCCGGCGACGAGAAGAAGAGCAGCAGCGGCAGCACCACCAGCCCUUCGCUGGCCGACACCGAGUCCGACGGCCCUGCGAAGAAGCGACAGAGGACCGUCACCGGCGAGGAGGACAACAGCAGCGAUAAGAUGACCAUCGAGCAGCAGCCCCAGAGCCGGCGAAACAGCGUCACUGGUCCCUCGCCUUCGUCGACGCCGGUGGCGAUCCCCGCGCCUCAGUCGAGCGCUGCGCUCAAUGCCAAGACCGCGCAGCAGCAGCAACCCAUCAAGAUCGCCGUGAGCCCGCAGACUUCGGCCUUCGCGCCGGCCAACGCAGCCUCGCUGGCCAAGCCCCGAUCGGCCGAGACCACCACCGGCAAGCUCCCGCUGCCGGUCAUCCAGCACCAUCCGCACCUCGGCCAGCCUAUCUUCGGUGUGCCCCUGCAGUACAUCCCGCAGUCGUACCACUGCGACCAGCUCAAGCGGGCCACCAUGGCCGCCCUCUCCGGUUCGGUCCAGCAUCAGAUGACCGCCUGA
Molecule: messenger RNA, 1146 nt
Organism: Acanthamoeba castellanii str. Neff
Lineage: Eukaryota; Discosea; Longamoebia; Acanthamoebidae
Product: homeobox domain containing protein
Exons: 2
Coding region: 1-1146 (381 amino acids)
Biological process (GO): cell differentiation; regulation of transcription by RNA polymerase II
Molecular function (GO): RNA polymerase II cis-regulatory region sequence-specific DNA binding; DNA-binding transcription factor activity, RNA polymerase II-specific
Source: RefSeq, a predicted model, not a curated record